AAAAAAUCGAAACAAAACUCCUCGUACACACUAACAGCGCACACACAGUCUCACAGUGAGAAAGUAGUACUCAGAGAGGUGUGUGUGCGUGUUUUUUCUUUUUUUUUCCAGAAGGGAAAAGGGAGUUUUGCAAUGAGUUCACUGACACCAUCUGGAGUAUUGCCGCCUCCUGAGACUAAUACCAUCAUUGAAUUCCGUGCACCGCCGCCAUCGCCGGUUGCUUCCGGCCGGACGAUCUUUGAUUCCCGUGCACCGCCGCCUUCCCCUGUUGCUUCUGGCCGGCGAUCUUCAUUUGUUAAUGAAGAUGUUCUGUCUGAAUUCUUGGAACAUUCUCUUAAAGUUCCUGACCUCAUUCUUCCUGAUCGAGUUUUUCCCAGGCAGAAGAGCGUUCAGAAUAUUCCAAAGCUUGAUUUUGAAGGCUUGAGCACAUUAAAGAAUGAAGCAAUCAUGAAAUUCAUUGACUCUGUUUCAAGAACUGGAUGCUUUGAGGUUUUCAAUCAUGGCGUUCCCUUGGACUUGAUCAAAUCAGCUUUGGAUGCUGGGAAUGGGGUUUUUGGGAUUUCGCCUGAGAAGAAGAAGAUUAUGACAACAUCGACGGAAAAGCCAUAUGGGUUCGAAGAUUUCCAUGGAGAAGAAGAACAGGAAAAGGAUAUUAAUGAAGAGUUUAUUUGGUGCAAAGAUGAAACCUUGAAGAAUGAAAUGGAGAAGAUCUUGCCACUCGCAUAUUCAAACUUCAGUGAAAAGAUGGAAAAGCUGGUCUCAAUGAUGGAGAGCAUGGCAGAGAAGAUUCUGCAAUUGCUAGAGCAGAAUACUUAUUCAUCUGUGACAAGUAAUUGGGAAGAGGUGAAGAAAGAGGAUCAUCAUCAUCAAGAAUUCAGUUCAAUCUGUUGUCUCCAAAAGCAUAAUAAUUGGCAGGUUAUGAUGAAUGGAGAUCAAUCAGAGAGUUCUUUAAGGUAUGAUGUGAUUAGGAUGCUGGUUAGAGGAGCAGAAUUCCCUCAUGCAUUAUGUGUUCAUGUCUUCAACGGAGCUCAAGAAUUCCAUGUCUACUCCAAGAAAGGAUGGGUUUCUUUCCAUCCGGAUCAGGAUUCAUUAAUCAUCACCAUUGGUGAUCACCUCAAGGUAAAAAAGAAUUUCUAUCAACUCCAAAUUCUAAUUAACAAAUAUUUGUAGAAAGAAUAACGACAUAAAUAUAUCUUUUUGAACUUUGGUCAGGAAUGGGGUAGGGGACAGAUCAAGCAUGUAAUAGGAAGGCCAAUCUUCAAAGGUGGUGAUGAUCGUGACCAGCAGCAACAUAUUUCAAUGGCCUUCCUCUACUCUCCUUCAUUCAUCACCAAUUCUGACAAAGCUAAGAAGAAAAAGCAGCAUACCAUUUCAAUUGGUCAGCAAAUUGUAUUUGUAAUUUUAUUCACACUCUUGUAUCAAAUGAUCAGUUACAUUUGCAACAUUUUGAGAGGCUAAUGGCGAGGAUUCCAUCAUGAAACUCUAUGUUAGGCUUCCUUUUUUCUUUUUUUUUUUUCCCGGUUCUAUUUUUUCCCCUCAUUUUCUUCGUCUUGUUCACCACUUAUCAACACCUCGGAAGUUUUUCUAAGGUCAUUUUUUUUUGUCUAAAUGAAAUAGUUGGUCGACCAACAAUUCAAGACGACGAUAACAUAAUUUUCG
Molecule: messenger RNA, 1659 nt
Organism: Oldenlandia corymbosa var. corymbosa
Lineage: Eukaryota; Viridiplantae; Streptophyta; Magnoliopsida; Gentianales; Rubiaceae
Source: the annotation of a GenBank genome assembly